Messenger RNA from Henningerozyma blattae CBS 6284, 3615 nucleotides. It is a transcript of the gene EGH1, whose product is annotated as hydrolase. Gene Ontology annotation, biological process: ergosteryl 3-beta-D-glucoside catabolic process. Bases 1 to 3615 code for a protein of 1204 amino acids. The transcript has a single exon. Gene Ontology annotation, molecular function: steryl-beta-glucosidase activity. Lineage: Eukaryota; Fungi; Ascomycota; Saccharomycetes; Saccharomycetales; Saccharomycetaceae. The record is from RefSeq and is a predicted model, not a curated record.
AUGCCCUGUGAAAGGUUAUUGUUAACUGAAGAUGGACAAUUUCGUGAUAAUAACGGUAAUAUAGUCAUUCUAAGAGGCAUCAAUUUUGAUUCUUCUAUUAAAAACCCAACUUAUCCCAAAAAUACAAACUCUCAUUCCCUUAUAGGUGACGAGAAUACAUUUUUCUCAAAUGCCUUUGAUAAUAUCUCCUUUGUAAACCAUCCUUUUCCCCUUCAUGAAACUUCUUCCCAUAUAAAUAGAUUGAAAUCAUUAGGUUAUAACGUGAUAAGAUAUCCUUUCACUUGGGAAGCUUUGGAACAUGAAGGUCCAGGUGUUUAUGAUUACAAAUAUAUGGAUUAUGCCAUCAGUUUGAUGAAGAAAAUAAAUAAGAUCGGUGGUAUCUACAUAUUCUUAGACCCACACCAAGACGUUUGGUCUAGAUUCACAGGUGGGUCGGGAGCUCCUCUUUGGACGUUAUAUGCUGCAGGGUUUCAACCUACAAGGUUCCAAGAAACUGAAGCUGCUAUUUUACAUAAUCAUUAUAUUGAUCCAAAGACUAAAAAAGAAUUCUCGAAUAAGAGAUUCCCCAAGAUGUUAUGGCCAACAAACUAUACAAGAUUGGCCUGUCAAACAAUGUUCACAUUGUUUUUCGCAGGGAAACAAUUUGCCCCUAAAUGUAUUAUUAAUGAUAUGAAUAUCCAAGACUAUUUGCAACAAACCUUCUUAAAUGCUAUCUUAACUUUUUAUUUAAGAAUUAAAGAGCAGGCACCUGAGCUGUUCACUGAUAAUUGCUUAAUUGGACUGGAAACGAUGAAUGAACCAAGUAAAGGAUAUUUGGGUGAAAAAUAUUUGAAUAUAGUUCCAAAGGAUAGAGAUUUGAAAUUGGAUUCCACCCCAAGUGCUCUUCAAAGCUUCCUUCUGGGUGAAGGAAAUUCAUGUACAGUGGAUAAAUAUGAAAUAUCUGUCUUUGGUCCUGCAAAGAAUAAAACAAAAAUAGUAGACCCGAAGGGUUCCAAAGCUUGGCUAUCAGAAGAUGAACGAUUCGAAAUAGAUAAAGCAAUGGGCUGGCAAAGAGGUCCAGGUUGGGAGCCAGAUAUGUGUAUUUGGAGAAUGCAUGAUGUUUGGAAGUUAAAUGAUGAUGGCUCUGGGACUAUUUUGCUUCCUGAUUAUUUUGUUAAGGAUCCAAAAGAUUCCUCUAUCAUCAUUGAUGAAAAAUAUUUUAUUAACCACCACUUCAUAGAUUACUAUCAGCGUAUACAUGAACAAUUCAGAGCUAUAGAUGAAUGGAGCUUUAUUAUCUUGCAACCACCAGUAAUGAAGGAACCACCAAAAUUGAAAGAUAAUACAAAAUUAAUGGAUGGUAAAAUCAUUUUAGCUUGCCAUUUUUAUGAUGGUAUGUCUUUAAUGUUCAAAACUUGGAAUACACGUUAUAACGUAGACACUUUUGGUAUUGUACGUGGGAAAUACUCAAAUCCUGCAUUUAGUUUAGUAUUAGGUGAAGCAAACAUUAGAAAAUCGAUUAGAAAACAAUUAAGAGAAAUGUUCCUGGAGGCAAAAGAGCAUUUAGGACCAGGCGUUCCUGUAAUUUUCACUGAAACAGGUAUGCCAAUGGAUAUGGAUAAUAAACAAGCUUAUGAAGAUGGUAAGUAUGCUUCUCAAACGGCAGCAUUAGAUGCAAUUCAUUAUGCUUUAGAAGGUAGCAACCUAUCUUAUUGUUUAUGGUGCUAUUGCGCAGAAAAUUCCCACGAAUGGGGUGAUAAUUGGAAUAAUGAAGAUUUCUCAAUUUGGUCAAAUGAUGAUGUUAAGAAUAAAUCAAAAUAUGAAAAAAUUUUAAAAACUGUACCAAAAACAAAACAGGAAUUGAAAAAUGAAAAGAAAAGACAACAGAAAUUAAUCGCUUAUCAGAAAGCUGAGCAAAAGGCAAGGUUAAAAAGAGAAGAAAAUGCCCCGCUUCCUAAUAAACGCCCAUCUGCUGUCACAUCAACUCCUACAACUGGUACAACAACAGCUAGCAAUACUGAUGUUCAGAGUGUACCUACUCCUUUAAGUACCACAACUAAUGUUUCAGAAGAAACAAAAAACAUAAAACCAUCCAAAUUAAAUAAUCCCAACUCUUUUCUAGAUAAUAAAGAAGCAGCCAAAGAAGUCGAAUCACGCACGUUAAUUAACGAAGGUAAAGAAGAGCUUAAAAGAGAGUCAACUUUGAAAGAAUCUAUUGAGGCGUUUGAUAGGAUAAAUAGUAAGCAUAUUUCUAGCAUCCAAAGUGAAGAACCAUCUUUAUUACAAGUAAGGCCUUAUAAAACUCGCUCACAUUCUGCUACCAUAUUGAAAACAGGCUCAACACCUAUUCCACCAGGUAUGCCCAAAAGACCGGUAACCCGUAUUCGUUCUAAAUCUCAUCCCACAUCUAAGGGUAUUAUCCAUCACAGAGAUACAGUACCUCAAAAGGUUUCAGAAUUUCCAAAAUAUGCUACUAAGCGAGAUACAAGAGAAAUUGUAGCUCAUUAUUCAGAAAAAUCUCCAGUAUUAAAUUUAUUUCCUGAUAAUCAAAAGAAAAAAACGAAUCCUGCAAAUAUACCUAAUGAAAUUCAAAAAGCCAUUGAGAAGGCUAAAGCUAAUCAAGAAAGAAAAUCACAUAUUAAGGCAGCUACUAAACCCACAAAAAAUAAAUCACUAGAAAGCCCUGAAAAUCAUAAACAAACAAAAGAAAGUAAAGGCCCAAUGAAUGAUAAAAAAUCAAAGAAUGACAAAUUUUUGAAAAAUGAUAAACAAUUAAUAAAAGAUAAAGAGUUAAACCUACAGGGAGAUGCUCAAAAGAAAGAUACGGGUAUGGUAUUGGAUGCCAAUAAUCUAGCUAAAGAAGCUAAUACAUCAGCUACAACCUCUAAGAAACCAGAUGGUGUAAAUAUUUGGACAGCUGUAGCCGCCGCUGAUGAAAAAAAGGAGCAAUUAGAAGGGAAAGUACAAAAUCAGGAAACCACUGAAUUAAGUCAUACAACUCAUGACGAAAGUACAGUUUCCUUAUCAGCUAAUUCCGUAGCAUCUAUUAUGGAUAAGCCUAAUAUUUCAACAAUAAAAUCCAACAGUAUUCCUGUAGAUCAUAGAUUGGGGCUAAAAUAUCCUCCAUGCAAUAAAGUGAAAGAUGUGGACUUGGUAGGGUUUCGCGCCUUGGAUGCUAUCUUAAGGCCUUUUGUUAUAAAGAUUCAUGGGUCCUUCAAGUAUGCAGAGUUUGAUUUAUUAACUAAAACUUAUGUUUUGGAAAUAUGUGGGUCAGAGGAUAUAAAAGCAAAUCCACUACCUUUCUCCAGAUCUCCUACUCCGCUCUCACGAACACCUUCUAGGAGUCAGUCUAAGGGAUCACUAAUGUCUGGUGUAAGCACUCCAAGUAUAUCCAUUCUUCAUGCUCCUGCGCCAUCCAAAGAACUUGUUUCUAGACAAUCACCAACCUAUAUAUACUUGCCAAAAUAUCAUUUUCCGUAUGAAGAUAUGAUGAUUCAAGCCCCAGGAUAUUUCAGUUACGAUCCCACUUACCAGAUUUUAAAAUGGUAUCAUUACAAAGGUUUACAAACCAUCAGGGUUAGCGUACUUUUUAAGGAUCUUCCAAGUUCCAGUAACACUAACUGUACUGUGAUGUGA